CGCACAGACGCGAGCGUCGCAUCAGCUCUCCAAAGAGAACAACAGUCGACGGACAGAGAGGCGGACGAUACACGACGUGACGCAUCACAGAUUUUUGCUGCCAGGCUCCAUAUCGCAUGAGACAUGCUUGGUCUCAUUUAAUAAGGGAAAUUAAGGGAAAGGCUGCAGUGCAUGUGGGAGUUAAUGUUGUAUAGAGCAAAUGCCAUUGCAGAACUGCGCGGAUAGAACCAGGGACCAUGAGUAUCUCGCCAAAGUGUGUGUGAAUUUUACACCUUGGAUUUUUGUAUUCUAAAAAAAUUGCCACACUGGAUAUUGGUUUGAUUCUCCAAUACCGAAUAGCUAAAGUGCUCACCGAGGGCGCAACUCUACGACCCUCCAGCAGCACUUAAGGGGAACGGCACUGCGGCUCUGCGUGCGCUGUUUUAGCCCUCCACACGAUGCGUCUACUUCUGCUGGCCGUGUUCUUCUCCUGCUCUUGCGUGCGGGUCGGCUGCGAGCCCAAGAUUGUGAACAUCGGGGCCGUCCUGAGCCAGAAAAGAUACGAGCAGGUGUUCAAAGAUGCAGUCACCCAGGCGAACCAGGUGUACGGAAGGGAUAAGUUCAAGUUGACCGCCAUCUCUGUCACUCACAAAGCCAAUGCGAUUCAGAUGGCGCUGUCGGUGUGUGAAGAUCUCAUAUCAAGCCAGGUGUAUGCCAUCCUGGUCAGCCAUCCACCACAGUCUAAUGACCAUCUAACGCCCACGCCGGUCUCCUACACUGCAGGAUUCUACAGAAUCCCUGUAGUAGGGCUCACCACCAGGAUGUCCAUUUAUUCAGACAAGAGCAUCCAUCUCUCUUUCCUUCGUACGGUGCCACCCUAUUCCCACCAGGCACAUGUGUGGUUUGAUAUGAUGCGAGAGUUCCGUUGGAAUCACAUAAUUUUAAUCAUCAGUGACGACCAUGAAGGCAGAGCUGCGCAGAAAAGACUAGAAACUUUGCUGGAGGAGAAAGAGACCAAGAAUAAAAAAAGGAACUAUGAAAACCAAGACCAACUGUCCUAUGACAACAAGAGAGGACCUAAGGCCGAGAAAGUGCUUCAGUUCAACCAAGAGACUAACUUAACUGCCCUGCUCCUGGAGGCCAAAGAGCUGGAAGCACGAGUGAUCAUUCUUUCCGCCAGUGAGGAAGAUGCAGCCGCCGUGUACAAAACAGCACGCUUCCUUAACAUGACAGGCUCGGGCUAUGUGUGGCUGGUGGGAGAGCGUGAGAUGUCCGGUAAAGCUUUGAGCGAGGCCCCAGACGGGCUGAUUGGCCUCCAGCUCAUCAAUGGCAAGAAUGAGUCGGCGCACAUCAGCGAUGCUGUUGCCAUUGUAGCCCAGUCUAUCCAGGAACUCUUUGAGAAAGAGAACAUCACAGAACCGCCAAGAGGCUGCGUGGGCAAUACCAACAUCUGGAAGACUGGGCCACUCUUUAAAAGGGUAUUGAUGUCAUCGAAGUACCCAGAAGGCCUAACAGGACGCGUUGAGUUCAAUGACGACGGAGAUAGAAAAUAUGCGCAUUACAGCAUUCUGAACUACCAAAAGAGCAGACUGAUACAAGUUGGCAUCUACAAUGGAACACAGGUGGUGAUGAAUAAACAGAGGAAGAUAAUUUGGCCCGGAGGUGAAACGGAGAGGCCGAGAGGAUUCCAGAUGUCAACCAGAUUAAAGAUAGUGACCAUUCAUCAGGAACCGUUUGUGUAUGUGAAGCCAACUACGCUGGAUGGAACCUGCAAAGAAGAGUACACACCUAAUGGAGUCUUAAUUAAAAAGGUGAUCUGCACUGGACCAAAUGAGACCAUCCCAGGACGCCCAAUAGUUCCCCAAUGUUGUUAUGGAUUUUGCGUUGACCUUCUGAUCAAGCUGGCGAUGACCAUGAACUUCACCUAUGAAGUGCACCUAGUGGCAGAUGGAAAAUUCGGAACACAGGAAAGAGUGAAUAACAGUAACAAGAAGGAAUGGAAUGGCAUGAUGGGUGAGCUCCUGGGUGGUCUUGCAGAUAUGAUUGUUGCUCCAUUGACGAUUAACAAUGAACGAGCCCAGUACAUAGAAUUCUCCAAGCCUUUCAAAUACCAAGGACUCACUAUCCUCGUGAAAAAGGAAAUUCCUCGUAGUACGCUGGACUCGUUCAUGCAGCCAUUCCAAAGCACACUGUGGCUACUGGUGGGUCUAUCGGUGCAUGUGGUGGCGGUGAUGCUUUACCUACUAGACCGGUUCAGCCCAUUUGGAAGGUUUAAAGUAAACAGCGAAGAAGAAGAGGAGGAUGCCCUCACAUUAUCUUCAGCUAUGUGGUUUUCCUGGGGAGUCUUGUUGAACUCUGGAAUUGGAGAAGGUGCCCCACGUAGUUUUUCAGCAAGAAUUCUGGGAAUGGUGUGGGCUGGCUUCGCUAUGAUCAUAGUAGCCUCUUAUACUGCCAACCUGGCUGCCUUUCUGGUGUUGGACCGGCCUGAGGAGCGCAUCACCGGCAUCAACGACCCAAGGCUGAGGAACCCAUCAGACAAGUUCAUCUAUGCCACAGUAAAGCAGAGUUCGGUGGAUAUUUACUUCCGCCGUCAGGUUGAACUGAGCACCAUGUACCGCCACAUGGAGAAGCAUAACUACGAGAGUGCCGCUGAAGCCAUCCAGGCUGUUCGGGACAACAAGCUGCAUGCUUUCAUCUGGGACUCUGCGGUGCUGGAGUUUGAAGCCUCGCAGAAGUGUGACCUGGUGACCACGGGAGAGCUGUUUUUCCGUUCGGGCUUUGGCAUAGGCAUGCGCAAGGACAGCCCCUGGAAACAGAAUGUGUCCCUGGCUAUUCUCAGUUCCCAUGAGAAUGGCUUCAUGGAGGACCUAGAUAAAACCUGGGUGAGAUACCAGGAAUGUGACUCAAGAAGCAAUGCCCCAGCCACACUCACUUUUGAGAAUAUGGCAGGUGUCUUCAUGCUAGUCGCUGGUGGCAUUGCAGCAGGGAUCUUCCUCAUCUUCAUUGAGAUUGCGUACAAGCGCCAUAAAGACGCCCGCAGGAAGCAGAUGCAGCUAGCCUUUGCGGCCGUCAAUGUUUGGAGGAAGAACCUACAGGACAAUAAAGACAGCUCAGGGAGUCAAGCUGUGGGUGCGGCUGGGACUCCAUCUUUACCCUCUUCCUCUGUAGAGACUCAGGAUGAUAGGAAAAGUGGUAGAGCAGACAGCGACGCAAAAAAGAAACCCUCUUUUAGGUCCAUCAGUACAACCCUGGUGUCCAGCAUCAAGAGACGUAGGUCCUCCAAAGACACGCAAUUCCCACCCACAGACAUUACGGGCCAACUCAACUUGUCCGACCCGUCUGUUAGCACAGUGGUGUGAGGCAGAGAGAGGGAGAGUUUAGAGAGAGAUAAAGACAUGUUCAUUCUUUAGAAACAAACAAAAUGGACCUUGAAGGGAAAGAGUUGUAGUCCCAUUCCUCUAGGUUUGCACAAUGGAUCCAUCACGGAUGAAAACUACUGAGCCAAUUCACCUUUAUGGGGAGCCAACAGACCUCUUCAUCUAAUACAGAACUGUCAGGAUGGCCAUCUGCAGGGGAGUGCUGUGAACACACAAACACCUUCACAGCUUGAUGCUAAACUUAUACAUUAUAUAGUUCUGUAUAAAUGUGUUCAGUUUAUGAAACACUUCUUAAUAGUAUUAUGAUUAUUCUUAAGUUGAUUUAGUGGUUUAAGUAUUGUACAGUAAAACUGAAUUACAGUUACUAAGAAAAAACAUCACUCUUCAUUUGUAGAGGCCAAUUCUAAGACCAGUAUAACAGACUAACUAGUUGUAGUAUAUGAUUAAUUAGUUUACAUAUGACUUUAAAACAUAUUUAUCUACUUUAAACAUUUUGUUUUACUUGCUUUCUGUUUAUUGUUUUUGAUUAUUUGUCUGUCUAAUCUAUAAAGGGAUAUGUCAGCCAAUGAAGCAAAUUAGCUUUACCAAUACUAGUAUCAUUUCCUUUGCCCUUGAAAGGAACUAUUUUAGCCAGUCAACCCUAUGCAUGUAAUAUGCAUGCAAAUGUAUGCCUCAAGGCUUAUGGAAAACGAUAUAAACACAUCUAGAAACCAUUCCUCCUAUACCCAACGCAGAGAAUAGAUUCAGCAUGAUUGUUUAAAAUGACAUACUGUAUUUUAGGUCUUAUAAGUGAAUUAUUGUAAUUUGCACACCACUUUAUUAAAAACUCUCCUUCCAACUAUCCUAAAUGUGAAAUAUUAGAGGAGUUCUUCUUUUUUUAAAUCCUUAUGCAGUUUUUCUCAUCUUCAGUCUAAAGGGUGCAUCAAGGGGCCUGGUUUUUACAUUUAACUAGCAUUUGGCCUCUCUUUCAAAACAUCUCUUUUUUUCAUCCUCACAGAUGACCUUAGAGACCUUUUGCAUGAGAAACCCCCAAGUGUGAUCCUACUUUUGAUUCUGGUGCUACAGUUUUGUAUACACCUUUUGGUUAGAUGUGAAAUCUGGCCGUUUCCCAAGUUCUGGGGUUGAGAAACAUCAACAAAGCUGCAUUAAUAAGAAAUGUUUAUGGUAAAUGUUCACUCACUGCUAUUUAUAUGACCCGUGGAAACUCCCCUAUAAGAGAUAUCACUUUCCUAGCACUUUAAUGUGAAUUCUGUCGGAAGCUGUAUGCAUAUAGAAAUUAUGCAAUUUGCCAAAUGUUGAUUGUAAUAUUCAUACUUGAUAUGAAAAUGUACAUUUAAGAAUGUGAAAUAUGUAAAAAUGUCAGCUGUUUGAUUUUAACGAAACACUCAUUUUAAAACUUUGAGACUUCAAACAGAUUUCUUUCAGAAAUAUCAGUUCAAACAUGUCAGAUUCCUCUAGUGCAUACAUUCUCUGUUGUCUAGCAUAAUAGGCUUUAGGUUUUACUUUUCUAAACUGACAGGUGUAUAUACAGUAUGUUUUUCUCAUUGCUUAGGUUGAGGCACAAUGUAUUAUACCUGAUUUCAUUGCCUGUGUAUGUUGAAUUCAGUGUAUACUACUUGGACUAAGAUUGUUAUAUGAUUUUUAGAAAAUGUUGAUAAAAAGGAGUGUUUUUAUGAGAAACUGUCACCCUGUAAAUGACACACAAACACAGUCAUACAAAUUUCAUCACAUAUCUACAUGCAGAAACACACAUUUGCUGAGAAUGAGUCUUAUUUAAAUGAGUGCUACAUCUAUGUUUGAGUUUAUUUGAGAUAUUUUCAUUAAUGAACACAUGUUUGCAUUUUGACAAAUAUAUACAGUAUAUACCUAACAUAUCUGUGUGCCAAUAAAAUUGUGUCAUGUCAGCUGCAGACCACAACAAAUUGAUUGUGUUCUCUAUUUUUUAUCAAAUC
Messenger RNA from Myxocyprinus asiaticus (Chinese sucker), 5308 nucleotides. RefSeq names its product glutamate receptor ionotropic, NMDA 1-like. The record is from RefSeq and is a predicted model, not a curated record. NCBI's taxonomy places the organism in Eukaryota, Metazoa, Chordata, Actinopteri, Cypriniformes, Catostomidae. Gene Ontology annotation, cellular component: NMDA selective glutamate receptor complex; neuron projection; synapse. Gene Ontology annotation, biological process: ionotropic glutamate receptor signaling pathway; regulation of membrane potential; monoatomic ion transport. Bases 438 to 3338 code for a protein of 966 amino acids. Gene Ontology annotation, molecular function: NMDA glutamate receptor activity. The transcript has 23 exons.